Molecule: messenger RNA, 8320 nt
Organism: Canis lupus familiaris (dog)
Lineage: Eukaryota; Metazoa; Chordata; Mammalia; Carnivora; Canidae
Gene: PIK3C2A
Product: phosphatidylinositol-4-phosphate 3-kinase catalytic subunit type 2 alpha
Exons: 33
Coding region: 224-5290 (1688 amino acids)
Biological process (GO): phosphatidylinositol-3-phosphate biosynthetic process; cell migration; phosphatidylinositol 3-kinase/protein kinase B signal transduction
Cellular component (GO): plasma membrane; cytoplasm; phosphatidylinositol 3-kinase complex
Molecular function (GO): phosphatidylinositol binding; 1-phosphatidylinositol-3-kinase activity; 1-phosphatidylinositol-4-phosphate 3-kinase activity
Source: RefSeq, a predicted model, not a curated record
AGAGACGCACAGAGAGGGAGAGGCAGGCUCCAUGCAGGGAGCCCGACGUGGGACUACAUCCCGGGUCUCCAGGGUCAGGCCCUGGGCUGAAGGCGGCGCUAAACCGCUGAGCCACCCUGGCUGCCCAACAACAUUACCUAUUAAAGAGGUACCCUGAAAUUGUUCCAGGUCUUGCUAUUUUGGAAGCUACAAGAUUAGGGAAGGUUUGGUCUUGUAAGUGGACAUGGCUCAGAUAUCCAGCAAUAAUGGAUUUAAGCAAUGUUCAUCACAUCUGGAACCAACAAGAACAAAAGAAGUAGACAAAGAAGAAGCAUUACAGAUGGAAGCAGAGGCUUUAGCAAAACUACAAAAGGAUAGACGAGUGACUGAUAAUCAGAGAGGCUUUGAGUUGUCAAGCAACACCAGACAAAAAGCACAGGUUUAUAACAAACAGGAUUAUGAUCUCAUGGUGUUUCCUGAAUCUGAUACCCAAAAAAGAACAGUAGAUAUUGAUGUAGAAAAGCUCACCCAAGCUGAACUUGAGAAACUAUUGCUGGAUGACAGUUUCGAGACUAAGAAAACACCUGUCUUGCCAGUUACUCCUGUUCUGAGCCCUUCAUUUUCAGCACAGGUCUAUCUUAGACCUACUAUUCAGAGAGGACAGUGGCCACCUGGAUUACCUGGGCCUUCCACUUAUACUUUACCUUCUAUUUAUCAGUCAACUUACAGCAGUAAACAGACUGCAUUCCAAAAUGGCUUCAAUCCAAGAAUGCCUGCUUUUCCAUCCACAGAACCUAUAUAUUUAAGUUUUCCAGGACAGUCUCCAUAUUUUUCAUAUCCUUUGACACCUGCCACACCCUUUCUUCCACAAGGAAGCUUACCUAUCUAUCGUCCAGUAGUCAGUCCUGACAUGGCAAAGCUGUUUGACAAAAUAGCUAGUACAUCAGAAUUUUUAAAAAAUGGAAAAGCGAGGACUGAUUUGGAGAUCACAAAUUCAAAAGCAACAGUCAGCAAUGUACAGGUAUCUCCAAAGUCUGAAGAUAUAAGUAAAUUUGACUGGUUAGACUUGGAUCCCCUAAGUAAACCUAAAGUGGACAAUGUGGAGGUAUUAAACCACGAAGAAGAGAAAAAUAUUCCAGGUUUACUAGCAGAAGAUCCUUGGGAUGCCGUUCUUCUUGAAGAACGAUCACCAGCAAGUUGUCAUCUUGAAAGAAAGGUGAAUGGAAAAUCUCCUUCUGGGGCAACGGUAACAAGAAGCCAGUCUUUAAAUAUUCGAACAACGCAGUUUACAAAAGCCCAGGGCCAAAUAUCUCAGAAAGACCCAAAUGGGACCAGUAGUUUGUCAACUGGAAGUUCUCUUCUACAAGAAAUUGAAGUACAGAAUGAGGAGGUGGCAGCUUUUUGUCAGUCCAUUACAAAAUUGAAGACCAAGUUUCCAUAUACCAAUCACUGCACAAAUCCAGGCUAUUUGUUAAGUCCAGUUACAGUACAAAGAAACAUAUGUGGAGAAAAUGCUAGCGUGAAGGUCUCCAUUGAAAUUGAAGGAUUUCAACUACCAGUUACUUUUACAUGUGAUGUGAGUUCUACUGUAGAAAUCAUUAUAAUGCAAGCCCUUUGCUGGGUACAUGAUGACUUGAAUCAAGUAGAUGUUGGCAGCUAUGUUCUGAAAGUUUGUGGACAAGAGGAAGUGCUGCAAAAUAAUCAUUGCCUUGGAAGUCAUGAACAUAUUCAAAACUGCCGAAAAUGGGACACGGAGAUUAAACUACAACUUUUGACCUUCAGCGCAAUGUGCCAAAAUUUGGCCCGAACAGCAGAAGAUGAUAAAACAGCUGUGGAUUUAAACAAACACCUGCAUCAAAUGGAAAAACCUUAUAAAGAAGUCAUAACAAGAUACCCUGUUGAAGAACUUUUAGAUUCUUAUCACAACCAAGUGGAACUGGCUCUUCAAAUUGAAAACCAGCACCGAGCAGUUGAUCAAGUGAUUAAAGCUGUAAGAAAAAUCUGUAGCGCUUUAGAUGGUGUAGAGACUCUUGCUAUUACAGAAUCCGUAAAGAAGCUAAAGAGAGCAGUUAAUCUUCCGAGGAGUAACAGUGCUGAUGUGACUUCACUGUCUGGAGAAGACGACAUGAGUAAGAGUUCAUCUAGGGGAUCACUGAAUUUGGAAAAUCCUGUUCAAGUAAGCCUGGACCAAUUAACUGCAGCAAUUUAUGAUCUUCUCAGACUCCAUGCAAAUUCUGGUAGGAGUUUUGCAAACUGUGCCCAAAGUAAUAGGAACAUCAAGGAAGCGUGGACGACAACAGAACAGCUCCAGUUUACAAUUUUUGCUGCACAUGGAAUUUCAAGUAAUUGGGUAUCAAAUUACGAAAAAUACUACUUGAUAUGUUCCCUGUCUCACAAUGGAAAGGAUCUUUUUAAACCUAUUCAAUCAAAGAAGGUUGGCACUUAUAAGAAUUUCUUCUAUCUUAUUAAAUGGGAUGAACUAAUUAUUUUUCCCAUCCAGAUAUCACAAUUGCCAUUAGAAUCACUUCUUCACCUUACUCUUUUUGGAAUUUUAAAUCAGAGCAGUGGAAGUUCCCCUGAUUCUAAUAAGCAGAGAAAAGGGCCAGAAGCUUUGGGCAAAGUCUCUUUACCUCUUUUUGACUUUAAACGGUUUUUAACAUGUGGAACUAAGCUUCUGUAUCUUUGGACUUCCUCACAUACAAAUCCUGUUCCUGGAACAGUACCCAGAAAAGGGUAUGUGAUGGAAAGAAUAGUGUUACAGGUUGAUUUUCCUUCUUCUACAUUUGAUGUUGUUUAUACUACUCCUCAACUUGACAAAAGCAUUAUACAGCAACACAAUUUAGAAACAUUGGAGAAUGAUACAAAAGGAAAACUUCUUGAUAUUCUUCAUAGAGACUCAUCACUGGGACUUUCUAAAGAAGAUAAAGCCUUUUUGUGGGAAAAACGUUAUUAUUGCCUCAAAUACCCAAAUUGUCUUCCUAAAGUACUAGCAAGUGCCCCAAACUGGAAAUGGGUUAAUCUUGCCAAAACUUACUCACUGCUUCAGCAGUGGCCUCCAUUGCACCCACUGACUGCGCUGGAACUACUUGAUUCAAAAUUUGCUGAUCAAGAAGUGAGGUCCAUAGCUGUGACCUGGAUUGAGGCUAUAAGUGAUGAUGAGCUAACUGAUCUUCUUCCACAGUUUGUACAGGCUUUGAAAUAUGAAAUUUACUUGAACAGUUCAUUAGUGCACUUCCUUCUGUCCAGAGCAUUAGGAAAUAUACACAUUGCACACAACUUAUAUUGGCUCCUCAAGGAUGCUCUGCAUGAUGCACAGUUUGGUGCUCGAUAUGAACAUGUUUUGGGUGCUCUCCUCUCAGUAGGAGGAAAAGGACUCAGAGAAGAACUUUUGAAGCAGACAAAACUUGUACAGCUUUUAGGAGGAGUAGCAGAAAAAGUAAGGCAGGCUAGUGGAUCAGCCAGACAGGUCGUCCUCCAAAGAAGUAUGGAACGAGUACAGUCGUUUUUUCUGAGAAAUAAAUGCCGUCUUCCUCUCAAUCCAAGUCUUGUUGCAAAAGAAUUAAAUAUUAAGUCCUGUUCCUUCUUCAGUUCUAAUGCUGUGCCCCUAAAAGUAACAAUGGUGAAUGCUGAUCCAAUGGGGGAAGAAAUUAAUGUCAUGUUUAAGGUUGGUGAAGAUCUUCGGCAAGAUAUGUUAGCUUUACAGAUGAUAAAGAUUAUGGACAAGAUCUGGCUUAAAGAAGGACUAGAUCUGAGGAUGGUAAUUUUCAAAUGCCUCUCUACUGGCAGAGAUCGAGGUAUGGUGGAGCUAGUUCCUGCUUCGGAUACCCUCAGGAAAAUCCAAGUGGAAUAUGGUGUGACUGGAUCCUUUAAAGAUAAACCACUUGCAGAGUGGUUGAGGAAAUACAAUCCUUCUGAAGAAGAAUAUGAAAAGGCGUCUGAAAAUUUUAUUUAUUCUUGUGCUGGAUGCUGUGUAGCCACGUAUGUUCUAGGCAUCUGUGAUCGACACAAUGAUAAUAUAAUGCUUCGAAGCACAGGACACAUGUUUCACAUUGACUUUGGAAAGUUUUUGGGCCAUGCACAGAUGUUUGGUAGCUUCAAAAGGGAUCGGGCUCCUUUUGUGCUGACCUCGGAUAUGGCAUAUGUCAUUAAUGGGGGUGAAAAGCCUACCAUUCGUUUCCAGUUGUUUGUGGACCUCUGCUGUCAGGCCUACAACUUAAUAAGAAAGCAAACAAACCUCUUUCUUAACCUCCUUUCACUGAUGAUUCCUUCAGGGUUACCAGAACUUACAAGUAUUCAAGACUUGAAAUAUGUUAGAGAUGCUCUUCAACCCCAAACUACAGAUGCAGAAGCUACAAUUUUCUUUACUAGGCUUAUUGAAUCAAGUUUGGGAAGCAUUGCCACAAAGUUUAACUUCUUCAUUCACAAUCUUGCUCAGUUGCGUUUUUCUGGUCUUCCUUCCAAUGAUGAGCCCAUUCUUUCAUUUUCACCCAAAACAUACUCGUUUAGACAAGAUGGUCGAAUCAAGGAAGUCUCUGUUUUCACUUACCAUAAGAAAUACAAUCCAGAUAAACAUUAUAUUUAUGUAGUCCGAAUUUUGAGGGAAGGACAGCUUGAGCCAUCAUUUGUGUUCCGGACUUUUGAUGAAUUUCAGGAACUUCACAAUAAGCUCAGUAUUAUUUUUCCACUUUGGAAGUUACCAGGCUUUCCUAAUAGGAUGGUUCUCGGCAGAACACACAUAAAAGAUGUAGCAGCCAAAAGGAAAAUUGAGUUAAACAGUUAUUUACAGAAUUUGAUGAGUGCUUCAACAGAUGUAGCAGAGUGUGAUCUUGUUUGUACUUUUUUCCACCCUUUACUUCGUGAUGAAAAAGCUGAAGGACUAGCUAGGUCCGCAGAUGCAGGUCCAUUCAGUCCUACUCCAGGCCAAAUUGGAGGAGCAGUGAAAUUAUCUGUCUCUUACCGAAAUGGUACUCUUUUUAUCAUGGUGAUGCACAUCAAAGAUCUUGUUACUGAGGAUGGAGCUGACCCAAAUCCAUAUGUCAAAACAUACCUACUUCCAGAUACCCAUAAAACAUCCAAACGGAAAACCAAAAUUUCACGAAAAACUAGGAAUCCAACAUUCAAUGAGAUGCUUGUGUACAGUGGAUAUAGCAAGGAAACCUUAAGACAGAGACAGCUUCAACUGAGUGUUCUUAGUGCAGAAUCUCUGCGGGAGAAUUUUUUCCUGGGUGGAGUGACCCUGCCUUUAAAGGAUUUCAACUUGAGCAAAGAGACGGUUAAGUGGUAUCAGCUGACGGCAGCAACCUAUUUGUAAGCUAGUGAAUUUCUGAGCUUUGGAAGCAAGAACAGUUAUAAACGUGUAUACACACAUACAUACUUGGGGAUUUUGUAUAGUAUUUUUAUACUUGGACAGAAAUAAUAAAGGUAAAUGUACUUAUUGCAUUUCAAUACAUCUGUUGGACCAGUCACAUAAUUAACUUUUUUGAACAUGUUGAAGCCAUUGAUGUUUUAGAGUCAUUAUAUAGAAUGCUAUAAACCCUAAACUUAAUAUAUAAUAAGUCCCGACAAAGACUUUGAGUUGGUAAAGGAUUUAAUCCUCUCUUGAUUAAUUCAGAGUAAUAGCUUUAUAGUUUGGUCUGAUAGUACUAUGUCAGUUCAGCCAUCUAUUUUGCAUUGUUUCUUACACAGACACAGCACAUUUGUUUUCCUGUUUUGCACCUUUUACAGCCUUUACCACUGUGUGUGUUCACAAACACCAAAGGAAAGGAAAGGUGCAGGAUAUUACCAGAAAAUGCAGCUGCUAUUCACAGGGCCGAAAGCAAAGCACAAAUAAUAGAUAGUUAUGUUCAGAACUACUAUGUAGUUUAUAGAAGUAGGGGAAAAUAAUACUGCUUUUUUUUAUCACCCAUGUCUUUAAAACCUUUUUCAGAAUAAGUGCCAAUCACUGAAGUUGUAAAUAGUGGUGCCUUAACUUCAUAUGCUUCCCUGGCACUUCAUUCUGAUCUUUUCCUGACUUGAUAAAUAAUGAGUAAGUAGUUUUCACUCAUUUUCAAUUUCAAGUAACUAAAGAAUUAUGUACAUUUACUAAUGUUUUUCCCAUUGAAAGAUCAUUUUUUCUACUUCUCAUGUUUUUGUUGCCCCGUAACUGAAUGAGAGUCAUCGAUGUAACUGUAUGCUAAAUGCCAUCAUUCCAUUAUAAUCCUCCAUUUACUUCCAGGAGUGUGACUUGAACUUUGGUAAUCCACCUCCAUGUAUCUGUACUCCACUUUCUCAUUAAGCAAGUGAAAAUUGUUCACUCGUGUACCCAUUCCUAUUUGGUAGAAGAACUCCAUGAAUAGGGCAGACUCUUCACAGGAGGCCCAGGACAAGAAUUCUAGGGUCCAGACUGAAUUUUAUUGUAGACUUUCAUAGCAAAGUUUGUCUUGUAAGCCGUCUUACUUAUAUUUGUAAACAUUAUACAUUGACAUGAAUUAAUUUCCUUAAUAUAAUGGAAUUUAGAAUCAUAAGAGACAUGAUUGAAAUUAUUCUACAGUAACCAUUAAGGAUAAGAUUCAUUUUUAUUCUUCGUUCCACUGCACACAUACAUAAUUUUGUGUUUAGUUUGAAUAAAUGUUUAUAUAUUCUCUUGCCUAGAAUAUAAUUUAAGACACUUUUGUAAAUGGUAAUAGAGAUUGUAGUAAUCUAGUUGCUAUGAGGUAACUGACACAAUAUGCAAUGAAGAAUACCAACAGAGAAAGGACAAUCUCUAAUUCAGUUGACCAUAACAUAAUUUUUAUGAACUGUGCAGAUAUUUAAUGUAAAUGGUAAAACCUACAGAGCAGAAAUAGAAUAGUUGAGGAUGUAUCAGUGGGAUAGGUUUAAAACACACACACACACACACACACACACACACACACACACACACACUUGAAAUUUUUGGUGCCUAACACUAAUGGUCCAUUUGUAGGAAACCCCGUUAGUAUGAUAUAUGAAUGUCUUUUUUUUUUAACGUUAAAAUGUGUUGUCUAUUUAAUAAUUUAAUUAAAAUGCAAAUCAAGCACCACCAUUUAUUUACUUUUUCCACAUCCAGUUAACAUUUCCUUAAAGUGUAUAAGUACUUUUCAGAUAUAAAUAAGUGCUAGAUAUUACCACUUAAGUUUUUGAGAUCUAAUUCCAUUCCAUGAGUUGUCAUUUAGCCAUUGGGGGAAAAAAAAGAAAAAAGUAAAAAAGGCAAAAAAAAAAAACCUUGUCUUGGCAAAAGGUUAUUGUUAUUUGGUCACAGUGUGUACUGCCUAUUUGCAGUCUGUUAACAGCAGUGUGUCUUUUAGCACAUAUAAUAGAACUAGAAAAUGUGAUGUCACUUUUUCAAUUAUAAGAAAUCUGGAUUUCUUACCUAAAAAUGUAUAUUAUGACUAAUACUGUACAGUUAAUCAGUCAGGACAAGUGGUAAUGUUUUUCUUAAUUUAACUCAUUUUGUGCCUUCUUUGGUCAUUAAAAAAAUACACACAUAUUUUACAUAUAUUUUAAUAUAAGUUAUUUCUUUGUAAAACGCUAAUAUUCUGCCCUUACCAAAAAAAAAAAAAAAAAAAAAAGAAAAGAAAAAGGGACAGAGGCGCCUCUUUGCACUACUACUUUAAGUAGACUUUAAAUCAGUUUUUUUUAAACAUUUUUUUUAAAGCUUGCAUUAGAGUAAAUCUGAAGCAAAAGUUUGAACAAACUGGCCAAGACACUAAUUUUUAUGUAUAAUCACAAUGUUUUAUACCUGUCUUUACUGAGAAAAAAUAAUUAUGCUACAUACAAGUCCUGCCCUAGAAUUCUUUCCUCUUGCAGUGUUUUGGGAUUUGAAAAUAAUGGUUUAUUCCGAGAACCUAUUAUUCUCUCUACUGAGGAACCCAAUGUAGAACUUGCACUGACAUUUUAUUGCUGCCUUUAUAAAAAUCUAUAGGUAGUUAACUGUUAAGGCAUGUAUGAUCUUUGAUAAAGUAUUCUUUUAUCUUUUCAGAUUAAAGUUGUAUAAAAGUUUCAAUAUCUUGCCUUAAAUUGGUUAACUAUUCUUUCUAGGAUUCAAGUAUUGUGGCAUUUUAAAAAAUAUAUCCAAUUUUGAUACUUAGACUUCAGGUCAAAAUGGACUAAAAGCCCCACUACCAUAAUCCAUGGAUUUACUUACAUACCGUUUGAUUAGCAGUGCAAAUAGGAAUGAAUAUGGCAAGUAGUCUCAUCUAUAAGAACCAAAUACUUUAAUUAUAUUAAGGUAGUGAGUAAAGAUGUAUAAUAUUUUUAUUAAUACCUUGAAUAUAUUCAGUGGAUUGAAUGUGACUUCAUAACUGUACUACGAUUGUAUUAAAAUAUUUCUGGAAUAAAGGAA